AUGCGCAUCCACGUUAUCACGUCUUUGAGCACGUUCGACACGGAACGGUCCGUCUCCUCUUCAUCCUCUUCCUCGCCUACAGUCGUCGCGCUCUUCGCGCCCCCCUCGACCGUCCCCACCCUCCUCUGGCGCAUCCCGCACCGCGCCCCCGGCCUCCUAUUCGUCUACGCGCAACAGCUCGCCGUAGCCGACACCUGCGACCCCGUCCUGUCCCGCCUCUGCACGCUCCUGAUGCUGCCGCUGGGCAAUACGCGCGAUCGGGGGCUUUCGUGUCGUGAUGUGGUGGAGGGAGAGGAAUAUAUUCGAUAA
Messenger RNA from Peniophora sp. CBMAI 1063, 309 nucleotides. The record is from the annotation of a GenBank genome assembly. Lineage: Eukaryota; Fungi; Basidiomycota; Agaricomycetes; Russulales; Peniophoraceae.